AUGCGUCUCCGCUCCGCUGUUCUGCUGCUUGCUGCGACCGUAGCUGCAACAAAAACAGACGCACUCCAGGCCGGCCAUCCCUACUCGAACAGUGUAGACGACACCGACGAUCCUGUUCAGAGGCACCACCGGACGGGUCACAGCGAAAGCGAAGAGAGGAUGUAUUCUGGUUUUGACGUGUCCAAGGCUUUCAAAACGAGGCCAUUUAUCGAUGAGAUGCAAGCGCAAUACGUUGCGGCAGAAAUGAGCAUUCCGAAAUUCGUCUAUGAUUGGGGCUAUAUUGACUCGGUAACACAACAUCUUUCUAACAAGGAGAAGAAGAUCCUUGUCAAUCACAUGUGGGAACCUUGCACGUUCAGUGAGAGAGGUGCGAAACGGUUCAUGGAGAGACACGCUGAAAGCACGAUCGUAUCGACGAUUAAGUCAUUAAGCCGCAUCGACGAUGUAAAAAUACGAAUCAUCAGGAAUAGACUACGGUCGAUCUUGAUACUUUGGUGGAAAUCCCAAAAAAGUUCAGCUGUCGAAGUGUUCAACCUUCUCCAGGUAGACGAAAGCGCUUUGAAGGCGAAGGAAAAAGCCACCAUGAUCGAGAAAGCUAUCUGCCUUGCCGACGACCCAGCUUUUGUAAUGUGGACAAUGUUCGUGGAUAACGUCGACGAACACGAUCCUAUCGGGACGAUCUGUCGCACACUGGCGCCGGCGUACUUAAAAAUUGAAGAAGUGGCGGACAUUGUCUCUAAGGCACAAUCUUUCGUGGUUGGGAGGUUACAUGAUGUCAGGAAUCAACUACCACUCAAUCAUCAUGGUCGGCGCGUGAAAAACGAGGGUGUGUAUGCCAUGGAACGACUUCCGAUCGAGCACCAACGUCGACAGGAGAGGGAGAUACAGGUGUGGGUGCCUCGAAACGAGUACGCGUCAAGCGCGAGGGUCCACACGACGAAAACACGGGUGUGGAUGCUGUGA
Messenger RNA from Peronospora matthiolae, 963 nucleotides. NCBI's taxonomy places the organism in Eukaryota, Oomycota, Peronosporomycetes, Peronosporales, Peronosporaceae. The record is from the annotation of a GenBank genome assembly.